AAAAAAUACUCUAUUCAAAUUCAAUGCAAUCUCCAAAUUGCUUACAGAUAGUUGUCACUUUAAGUGGGUCCUAAUUCUCUGCUAGUCUGAGUUAUAGCUUCUUCUUUUUCCUUUUUAAUAUUCUGAUUCUCCUCUCCAAGAUCCUUGUUACAGGCCCAGGCUCAUUUCAGUUUUUUUCAAUCCUCCUUGUCUACACUAUUAACUAGUUCUUAUGUUUCUUUUCAACUAUAUUGAGCUUUACUUCACGAAUUUGUAUACCAUUUACAGAAAAAAAUCCUGUAAUCAAAUUCAAAGCAAUCUCGAAAAAGGAGUUCCGAAUUUGCUUACAGGUGCUGUCACUUUAAGUGGGUCUUAACCCUCUCCUAGUCUGAUUUAUAGUUUCUUCCUUUUCCUUUUCAAUAUUCUUAUUCUCCUCUCCUUGAGUAAAAAGGAACUAAAUUUAGUAUAAUAAUACUUCUCGAACCAUUCUGUUACAGGCUCAGCUCAUUUCAGUUUUUUUCCAUUUCUUAAUUUGUUCUUGAAUUUUCUCUGAAGAGAUGGUCAUGGGACCUAUGACAUGGGUCAUACUGUUUCUUGCUCUGAAUUUCGCUCCACUCAAGCCCAUCUGUGCCGCCAAUCAGGAAAAAUGUUCAUAUGUAGUAGAGGUGAAGACAGAGAAAUCACUGAAAUCAUACAUCAUCAAAACACACGGGAUCAAAGAUCCUGUGCAUGUAAGGUUUCGGGAUAAAAAUGGGAUAGAGGUUUUCAAGAAACAUCUGAACGAGGGAGAAGAAGAAAAACGAUUUAAGCCUGGAAAAACUGAUAAUUUCAGUAUACAGGGUGAUUGCUUAAAAGAUGUUGUCUGCCUUCUCAAUUUCAUGGUUGAAGGUGAAGAUGACUGGACUCCCGAGACUGCAAACAUCUACAAAACAAGUCUUGUUGAACCAGACAGUUUCAAUUUUGGGAGAAAGCUUCCAGCCAGAGCAUGGCAUGGGCCUAAUUACUGCAAUUUACCUCAAGACUUGGGCUCUUCUCAAUCAAUCAAAUAUACUAAUGGGGUAGGAAAAGAUCAGGGGCGGCCGUCUUCCAGAAAACCUAAGCAUACGAGUAAAAAGUUCAGCAAUUUCUAAAAAAUAUUGCUGACUAAAAAUGUAAUGGCAAUAAAUAAGUUUAUCAUGGUUUUAGGUAUAAUAUGUGGGAAGUAGUCUUGUUAAGCGUGUGGUUUGUUGGGUGUAGUUUGAUAUUGUGUUUCUGUAUUAUUAAAGUUCAGGUUGAGAUUGCAAGCUUUUAAAGACUUUAGAAGAGUCUUGUAAUAAUGAUAAUGAGUUAAUUAUAUGUUGGAUCUGGUGAUCUUAUAUUUUA
Cryptomeria japonica (Japanese cedar) is the source of this 1341-nucleotide messenger RNA. RefSeq names its product embryo-specific protein ATS3. Lineage: Eukaryota; Viridiplantae; Streptophyta; Pinopsida; Cupressales; Cupressaceae. The record is from RefSeq and is a predicted model, not a curated record. Bases 537 to 1109 code for a protein of 190 amino acids. The transcript has 2 exons. Gene Ontology annotation, molecular function: protein binding.